AUGCCUUCUACCUAUCUAAAACCUUGCUUCUCUGCGAGGAGCAAGUGCGGACUUCAGAUCGCCGAUAGCAGUAGCAGCAGCAGCAGCAAGCACAGUGUAGGAUUUCUCCGAAUUGAGCGCAAUGUGACCAGGACAACGAAAGCCACGGCGGCUCUGGGAAAACGGAUGAUGGGGCCGGGAAGGGCAUGGGCCAGAUUCUACUAUGAAGAGCUCCCACAUCUUUCGAAAAAGAUCGUGGUACCCCCCGAGGAUGAGGACGAUCCAACCGAUUACAGUGCGGCAAUCAUGCAGCAAUACAGAUACAUGCGGGGAGAGUUCCGUACCGGCAUCGAGGGCCUCAAGGGGUGCACUUCUCUGUACAUUAUCAGCCGCAAAGCUGUGUAUGCGACACACUGGUGGGAGGAUAUCUCCUUCAACCCGUCCGCGUAUUGGGCUGCAUAUGACGAUGACGAGUUAUUCCAGUUUACCGUCACCGACAUGUUACGGGAUGGAGGGAAAUUCCACGCCCCCCUCGACGCUAAUAAGAUCGUGGACGACUAUAUUAAAGUCUACCACAUCCGCUCAAACGCGGUCUAUAGGCAAUUGAUAAAUAUGGGUGGAAAUGAGCUGGGUUACAGUGAACAGUGGGAUCAGACUAAAGCCACGGUCGGCGAGCUGGUGCCCAAGCUUAUAGGCCCUGCGCGCUGGAGAGAUGUUGAGUACUAUUCGGCGGACAACAAUAAAGUGCACGAUAGUAAAACGUUAGACAGAGGAAAUAACCUCUUCAAAUAUGACAAAACUCAUGUUAUAGGCGAGGGUUAG
Molecule: messenger RNA, 801 nt
Organism: Aspergillus affinis
Lineage: Eukaryota; Fungi; Ascomycota; Eurotiomycetes; Eurotiales; Aspergillaceae
Exons: 2
Coding region: 1-801 (266 amino acids)
Source: RefSeq, a predicted model, not a curated record